AUGAAAAUCCUCAUCUGCGGCGGCGGCUGCGCCGGCCCCGCCCUCGCCUUCUGGCUCGCCCGAACCAACCACCAAGUCGUGGUAGUAGAACGCUUCCCCCAGCUACGUGACAAAGGAGCGCAGAUCGAUCUCCGUGAGCAAGGCAUUGAAGUAGUCCGACGAAUGGGUCUGCUCGACACCAUCCGCCAGCACUGCGUCCACGAAGACGGCUUCACGCUCGUUGACGGCAACGACCACGUCACAGCACUGAUUCGACCAAACACAUCUGGACAUGGAUCGCAAUCUUUAUCAUCCGAGUUUGAGAUCAUGCGGGGCGACCUAGUCCGGAUAUUAUACGACGCUACCAAGAACAGCGUGGAGUAUCGGUUCAACACGACCGUGGAGCGCUUCGAGCAAGAUGAUGAGAAAGUAACGGCGCACUUCUCGGAUGGGACGUCCGAGAUGUUCGAUCUGCUGGUCGGUGCAGACGGGCAGGGCUCGCGAAUAAGACGGGGGAUCCUGCCAUCAAAUGCAGCUGAUCCGUAUCUCCAUCUCGGUAUCCACGCAGCAUACUGGUUCGUUCCGCGAGAGAAAGGCGAUACCAAUACCUUCACGACCUAUGUGUCUCCAGGUGGACGGGCGAUAUUUCGCCGGAGUCACAGUCCCACAACAUCGCAGGUAUAUUUCAUGUUGAAAGAUGACGAUCCAUCGCUUGCGUCUAUUCACCGCGCGUCAGUGGACGCGCAGAAGGAGUUCUGGAUACGGCGGUACCGCGGGGCGGGGUGGCAGACAGAGCGGUUUAUUGAGGGGAUGAAGACGACGGAUAAUUUCUACUCGCAGGAGAUAGUGCAGGUGAAGACGGAGACGUGGUAUAAGGGACGGGUGGUGUUGUUGGGGGAUGCGGCUGCGUGUCCGGCUGUGGUGACGGGCAUGGGGACGACGGGAUGUCUUGUUGGGGCGUAUGUGUUGGCUGGGGAGAUAAACAGACAUGCGGGGGAUGUGGGAGCGGCGUUGAGGAGUUAUGAUGCUACGUUGAGGCCGUUUGUGAAGGAGAUUCAGAAGUUGAAUACGUCGAUGGUGAGGAUGUUCUUCCCGACUUCGUGGUGGGGCAUCUGGUUGCUGCAUUGGUUUGCGGCUGUGAUGUGUUUCUUGAGGAUUCCGGAGCUGUUAGAUAGGAUGGGGAGUGAGGAGGUGGGUGGGUGGAAGUUGCCUGAGUAUGAGGAGUUGAAGGCCAAGAACUAA
Molecule: messenger RNA, 1221 nt
Organism: Aspergillus luchuensis
Lineage: Eukaryota; Fungi; Ascomycota; Eurotiomycetes; Eurotiales; Aspergillaceae
Exons: 1
Coding region: 1-1221 (406 amino acids)
Molecular function (GO): FAD binding
Source: RefSeq, a predicted model, not a curated record